UAACAUAAUGCCGGAGAUUGGCGUUAUAGUAUAGUCGAGCUGGUUAUUUACUUCCCGACUACUAAAUUCGAUGUUUAAGAACUGGAACAACUCAAAGAUCAUUUGACCGUUUAACUGAACAUACCAAUUUAUCAUCAAAGGAUGGCACAUUCUUCUGACUCUUCAGAAUCUUUUCAAGCUUUCUUAGACGGUCAACAAUAUACCGUCGCAGGUAUUCGUCAUUAUGAAUACAUAUUCGGACGAACUUAUGUUUCAACUGGAGGCGAGAAUACAACUAAGGAAUUUGUCGCCCAGCUGAACUUAAAGGAAGGUGAUGAGGUCCUGGACAUUGGCUGUGGAAUUGGUGGUUCAGCGUUUUACAUGGCACGUACGUACAAAGUUAAUGUACAUGGCAUUGAUUUGUCAGCAAACAUGAUAGGUAUGGCUAAGGAAUAUCGUGAAGAAAUGGAGGAUUCCGUUCGAAAGAAUGUGAACUUCGAAGUGAGCGACAUUACCGUGAAAUCAUUUGAACCGGGCACAUUCGAUGUAGUCUACAGCAGAGACAGCAUUCUUCACAUCCGAGACAAGGAACAGUUGUUCGCUAAUUGUUUCAAAUGGCUGAAGCCUGGUGGAAGACUCAUGAUAAGUGAUUACUGCCACGGUGAUAAAGAUGAGCAUUCUAAGGACUUUACUACGUAUGUCAAGGACAGGGGAUAUCACUUGCUGACUGUGAAAGCCUAUGGCAAUUUACUGAAAAAGGUGGGAUUCACAAAUGUGGUAGCUGACGACAGAACUCGCCAAUUCAUUGACAUACUCAAUGUCGAACUCAACGGAUUCAAUGAGCGAAAGAGUGGAUUUUUGCAACAGUUUGAGGAACACUAUUUCGAUUACAUAGUCAAUGGAUGGGAAGCAAAAGUGGUACGAUGUACGGCAGGUGAUCAGGCUUGGGGACUAUUUACCGCUAAGAAACCAUUUGUUUGAAUGCCGUUUGUUGUCUUUCCGAAUAAAAUUGAAAAUUCAAAU
Bradysia coprophila is the source of this 1002-nucleotide messenger RNA. RefSeq lists its product as uncharacterized. Lineage: Eukaryota; Metazoa; Arthropoda; Insecta; Diptera; Sciaridae. The record is from RefSeq and is a predicted model, not a curated record.